AUGGAUGAUGAAGACAUAGUGAAAAUCAUCAAAGCACAAAGGAUUAGGAGGAUAUUGCAAACAUACAAUCGCCACAGUGAUUUAUGUCAGCAGAUGAAUAUAUUGAUGACUCAAGAGAAUAACUUCAAAGGAUAUGUCCAUAUUCAACUCAAUGUUGGAACUAGUGAGCUCCACAGAUCAAGCACAAAAAUGGGGAAAGGAACUGGGAAAAAAGAGGGAAUCAGUAGGCCCAAAACACUUGAGUCGUUUGGUCACCUCAAUAAUGGUUCUAUUAAUGGUAUAGAAUUGUUCAUUACCAGAACAGAUAUUGCCAAAGUAGGCCCAUCAACUAGGAAAAAUGAACUUUGGGAGUCCCUUAUGAUGAACUUCAAGACAUUCUUCUUUCCUGACGGAUCUUUGAUAACUUUUUUUCCUGUCGGCUUGAGACGAGAAGACGUUGACCUUUUAGUACUUCUGACAGCCUUAGCAUCAGCCGAAAGUUCUAUCUACUUCCGUAAACCUGGAAGAGCAAAAACUGCUGAGAGGAUAUAUUCAGCAAGUAGCUUCAAAUACGAAGAAGCAACCAAGCACAUUCUGUUCUUGCAUGCCUUCAGUGGUUGUGACAAUACGUCAUUCCUAUUCAAUCAGGGAAAAACUAAAUUGUGUACGCUGAUAGAAAAAAACAGAGCGGUUCAUGAAAUAAUUGAAAUUUUCAACAAACAAGAUGCCACGCCAGAGGAGAUUGCCGAGACCGGAGUACGCUGCCUUGUAGCAUUAUAUGGUGGCAACAUGGAUAAAGAGAGUUUGAAAAAGAUUCGUUUCCAACGCUUCGCCAAAUCUACGCUAAAAACCAAAUACGCGGCGAAAUUCCACGCCUUCAGGACGUACCACCAAGUACAGAAAUGGAGAGGCAUUGAGAAAAAUCCUGAAAACUGGGGUUGGAAGCAUGGCGCUUACGGGCUCACUCCCAUAACAAUGGCGAAAAAAACAGAUCCCGAUUUAUUAUUAAAAUCGGUAUCUUGCAACUGCAAAAAGGGGUGUGGUGGGGCAUGCAGCUGUCGAAAGGCUGGACUCAAAUGUUUGGUUGUAUGUGGUUUCUGCAACGGAGAAUCUUGCGGAAAUAUGCCGGAAAUCCGCAUUGAAAGCGAGGACGAGGAUGACGACAUUUUUCAGGCUACGAACCAAAACUACGACCAGGACACAGAUAACUACGACCAGGACACCGACUACUACGACCAGGACACAGACAAUAACCAACCCGGACCAUCGAAACGUACAAAAUGUAGUAAAAAUUAA
Messenger RNA from Phaedon cochleariae (mustard beetle), 1275 nucleotides. The record is from the annotation of a GenBank genome assembly. NCBI's taxonomy places the organism in Eukaryota, Metazoa, Arthropoda, Insecta, Coleoptera, Chrysomelidae.